Messenger RNA from Danaus plexippus (monarch butterfly), 1383 nucleotides. Its product is annotated as cartilage-associated protein-like. Gene Ontology annotation, biological process: collagen fibril organization. Gene Ontology annotation, molecular function: collagen binding; protein binding. The record is from RefSeq and is a predicted model, not a curated record. Bases 248 to 1315 code for a protein of 355 amino acids. Gene Ontology annotation, cellular component: endoplasmic reticulum. Lineage: Eukaryota; Metazoa; Arthropoda; Insecta; Lepidoptera; Nymphalidae. The transcript has a single exon.
AUAUAAAUUAUAGUUAUAAGAAUUAAUUGGUAAUCCGAAAUUUAAAAAACUGUUAUUAUUCACAAUUAUCUAUCGACGUUAAUAUGAUAUCAUAGGAUAUAUAGGUCAUGAGUUCAUUGGUUGAACAGUAGCGUCAAAUUUAUCGCUUAGUUGUUUCUAAAAUUAUCAGCUUUAAAGCUGGAGCGGUGCAGUGUUAAAAUAUUUAAGUAUAAAUAUUAAUUUCAUUAGUAAACAGAAUAAAUUCAACAUGUUUCUUGUGAAAAGUGUUUGUUUUUUGGGAAUGAUUGUUUUCAGUGUUUGCUCAAAAUUUUCAUCGUUGGAUACUAUUUAUCAAAAAGGAGUAGACGCCUAUUCAAGAGAAAGAUGGUCUGAGUGUAUUGUCCAUUUUGAAGAAUCAUUACAUUUAUAUAAGACUUACAAAACCGUUAUUAUAAACUGUAGAUUAAAAUGUAAUACUGAAAAUAAAUCACAAAUACUUGAACAAAUUGAAGAUCUUAAAAUUUACGAACUAUUCCUGAAUAGAAGAAAUUGUUUAAUAAGAUGUUUGGAUAACGAAUUUGAGAAUGUCUACAUGUAUAACAAUGUCUCUAAUAAAAUACUCUCUAAUUUUCAAUCUAGGAAACCAUAUGAAUAUUUACACUUAUGUUAUUUUGAAAUGAAUGCUUUACCAAAAGCUGCUUCAGCUGCAUACACAUAUUAUGUGGCAAACACUGAAAAUGAGAUUAUGAAAAAUAAUGUAGACUAUUAUAUUCUUCAACCUGAAGUAGACUCUAAAGAGGUGAUCGACUUGGAAAGUGAGGAUUACCAAGUAUUAUACAGAAUAGGACUAAAAGCAUACAAAUUGAAAAAUUGGGGUGAAACGAUAGCUAAUAUGGAGGAAGCUUUAACACAUUAUCUUAAUUGGGAGAAUUCUUGCCGUGCUGAAUGUGAACAUCUAUCAGAACAAGAUUGGACAUCUGAAUUUUCCAUAACAAUAGCCAAUUAUAUUGCAUCUGUAUUAACAUGUAGACAGAAAUGUCAGAAUAAUCCUAUUUUCAAUACUGGUGUUGAGUUACUAGCAGAAAUUCUAAAUUAUCUACAAAUAUCAUACUAUCACAUGGAGAGAAUUGAAGAUGCAUCACAAGCAGUAGCCACAUAUUUAUUUUUAAUUCCCAAUGAUGAAGAUAUGCUAGAAAAUAAAAAAAUAUAUAUCUCUCUUGUAGAUAAAAAAAGUUUCAGUGAAAGAUCUGAUGUAGUAUAUUAUUUUAAACGUGAUAAACAGGAGAAGAUGUUACUUAAUUUUUUUCUUAGUGAGAAUAAUGAUAAUUAUGCCUAAACAAUUUGAAUCAUAGAGUUAAAAAACUUAUUUUUUAUAAUUUUUUUAAUAAAAAGUAUAUUGUACUA